GGGGUUGAGGGCAAUUACAAAAAGGAGAGGGAAACAACUGUGAACUGUCUGUUGAACUGGUCUGCGACACACAUGAUUUGCCCAGAGGAAAAGGUAACGCUAGCAACAAAUAAAAAAGUAAUAGGUUGGUUGUAAGUAAUUAUAGGCAACGAGAGAAAACCAGAGACCCUCUCUCUCCUCGCAUCGCAUGUGUGUACAGUCAACCAGCCAUACAUCUUUGCUCAAGAAAAAAAAGCCCUGCGGAAAGAAACAAGAGAAAAUCCAAAACCAGCAAAGGUCCUCUCUUUUUCUCUCACCUUCCAUAACUCAAAGGUUAUGAUUGAGUGAACCAGGACUAAGCUUCCUCAUUGCUGUUUGUUGCCCAUUUCUCUCAAAAACCCACUCUCUCUCCACCCUUUGAGCUCCUUUUUCCCUCUGAUUAAACACUCUCCUGGAAGAUGUUAAUCCAGUCUCUGUUGGGUCGGUUCCACACUACCUCAAUUAUUUUUAAUUCACCUGGAAAAUGAGGGAAACUGGAGGAAAAUAAGUAAAAGAGACACCCAAGUCAGGAUUUUUUUUCCCCAUACAUUGUUUUCUCUGCUUUUCAAUCUUGGGUUUUCAGCAUUCCAGCUGAACAUAGUGAAAGAUGAGGAAGCAUGGAUGGCAACUUCCAUACCAUCCUCUCCAGGUGGUGGCUGUUGCUGUAUUUCUGGCGCUGGCGUUUGCUUUCUAUGUGUUCUUUGCUCCUUUCGUUGGAAGGAAACUUUUUCAGUAUAUUGUUAUGGGACUCUACGCUCCUCUUAUUACAUGCGCCUUCAGCCUAUAUAUUUGGUGUGCAGCUGCUGAUCCAGCAGAUCCACGAGUUUUUAGGUCAAAGAAAUACCUCAACAUUCCAGCCGAUGAAAAGCAUAAAAGAACAAAAGAUUCUAAACUAUGUGGGGAAUCAACAUCAUCAAUGAAUGAUGCUAAUGCAGCUGGAGGAAAACCUUUGGAUAAGGAUGUUCUGGGCAAAGAUGGGACUUCUAAAAUGUCCACCAGUGAUGGUGGAAAGAGUCCAUCAGAAAAUUCAUCUUGCUUUCUACUAGCUUGCUCUCCGUGUGCUUAUGUCUGCAAUUGCUCCGGUUCAAGUGAGGAAUCUCUGCAACAAGGUGAAGACGGCAUGUUCUAUUGCAGCUUAUGUGAAGUUGAGGUUUACAAGUACAGCAAGCACUGCAGAGUUUGUGACAAAUGUGUUGACCAGUUCGAUCAUCACUGCAGGUGGCUUAACAACUGUAUUGGCAAAAAGAAUUACCGACAAUUUUUCACCCUUAUGGUUACUUCUCUCCUCUUGCUUAUUUUACAAUGGUCAACUGGAAUCUUCGUGAUUAUCUGCUGUAUUAUUGAGAGGAAGCAUAUCUCUGUGGAUAUUUCAUCCAAGUUGGGAAGCAGUUUCUCUUUGGCGCCUUUCAUCAUUGUGGUGGCAGCGUGCAGCCUUUUGGCUAUGAUUGCAACCCUUCCACUUGCACAGCUUUUCUUUUUUCAUAUCCUCCUUGUAAAGAAGGGAAUCAGCACGUAUGAUUACAUCAUCGCUUUGAGGGAGCAGGAGCAAGAGCAACAAGGAGUUGGAGGUCAGCAGAGUGCUCAAAUGUCUCCUGCUAGCUCACUUACGGGAUUAAGCAGUGCAAGCUCCUUUAAUACUUUCCACCGUGGCGCAUGGUGUACACCUCCACGACUGUUCCUUGAAGAUCAGUUUGAUGUUGUGCCCCCAGAGACCGGAUCUGUCAGUUCAUGCGGAAAAAAGAUGGUGGGAGGGGAACCAGUUAAGAAGAAGAAUGCACCAGUAAAGAUAAGUCCGUGGACUCUGGCAAGAUUAAAUGCCGAAGAGGUAUCAAAAGCUGCAGCAGAGGCAAGAAAGAAGUCCAAGAUCCUGCAGCCUGUGAGACGGGAUGCUCCUUUUGUACUAGAAAGAGACAGCAGCUUUGGCGGAACCAGUGGGCGCCGAAUGGUUCCAAGGCCUGACAAUAACAGAAGGCGACCUACCAAGCGGGUGCGACUCCCAGCUGACCUUCCCAUGGAGUCUAUAACGAAGGGUUCAGCUAUAGUUGUUGACAAGGGCUUUACUGAGACAUCGACUAGUUUGGCCCCUCUUCAGCUUGAAGCUCGGAGUGCUUUCCAAACAAGCCGAGCUAUGUCAAGCUCCACGGGAAUUGUUGCUUCUUCUCCUGAGAGCAGUUUAGACUCACCUGACAUCCAUCCCUUCCGGGUGUCAUCAUCAGGAGCUGAAGAGGCAAGGCGGCUUACAGGUCUGCCUGCAGGCGCUAUUGCAGCUGGCCAGAGGGGAAUACCACUAUCAAGGUCCACCAGUGAUGGGUACGAAGGGUAUGAAGCCUCGGGUGGAGAAGACAGCGACAGGGUUCCUACUAGAAUUGUCCAAAGGUCAACAAACAGGAGUAACCUUCUCUUUGGGUCUGAUCAGGACGAACGGGUUGUCAAACUGAACGCCUCAUCAUCUUCUGGCCUGGCUUACACAAGAAAGCUCUGAUCAACAACUGCGAUUUGUCGGAACUUAGGUGAUUUUAAUUUUAAUUCUUUCAUUCGUGGGGCUGUAAUCCGCGUCGAGAUCUUAGUCUCAGGGCUUCAUGCGAUGUACAUAAAUGAUUAAAGUUCGGUUUCAAACUUUUAACCGAGAUGCACAUACUUCUGUACUGUCUGAUGAGCUUAAUUGCAGCCACACCCUCAGCUGGAUUAAUGU
Messenger RNA from Pyrus x bretschneideri (Chinese white pear), 2710 nucleotides. RefSeq names its product probable protein S-acyltransferase 22. Lineage: Eukaryota; Viridiplantae; Streptophyta; Magnoliopsida; Rosales; Rosaceae. Gene Ontology annotation, cellular component: endoplasmic reticulum; Golgi apparatus. Gene Ontology annotation, biological process: peptidyl-L-cysteine S-palmitoylation; protein targeting to membrane. The record is from RefSeq and is a predicted model, not a curated record. Bases 626 to 2500 code for a protein of 624 amino acids. Gene Ontology annotation, molecular function: protein-cysteine S-palmitoyltransferase activity. The transcript is spliced from 9 exons.